This is a messenger RNA of Bombina bombina (fire-bellied toad), 927 nucleotides long. RefSeq names its product olfactory receptor 11L1-like. Gene Ontology annotation, biological process: G protein-coupled receptor signaling pathway. The coding region runs from base 1 to 927 and encodes 308 amino acids. The record is from RefSeq and is a predicted model, not a curated record. NCBI's taxonomy places the organism in Eukaryota, Metazoa, Chordata, Amphibia, Anura, Bombinatoridae. The transcript has a single exon. Gene Ontology annotation, molecular function: olfactory receptor activity; G protein-coupled receptor activity. Gene Ontology annotation, cellular component: membrane.
AUGAAUUACAACAAGUCUAUGGUCACAGAAUUUUUUCUUCUGGGAUUUGAACAUCUUGAAAGUCUAAAGAUCCUUCUGUUCUGUGUGUUCCUUUUGAUUUAUAUUUUAACAUUACUUGGAAAUGUGUUAAUUAUUUUAUUGGUAUCAGUCAGCCAUCGUCUUAAGACCCCUAUGUAUCUUUUUCUCAGGAAUCUUUCAUUAUGUGAAAUUAUUUUUACUACAAAUAUUGUCCCCAAAAUGCUAGAGGUGUUAAUGAAAGGAGGAAGUGCAAUUUCUUUUUUGGGGUGUGCCAUACAGCUUUAUUUUUUUGGCUCUGCUGGAAUUGCAGAAUGUCUGCUUCUUACUGCAAUGUCAUAUGACCGAUAUCUGGCCAUCUGCAAACCUUUACAUUAUUCCACUUUAAUGAACUUCAAACGCCAUUUAUAUCUUGUAGCUUGCUCAUGGACAGGUGCCAUCAUUUUACCAGGAAUUUCAAUAUCCAUGAUUGGUGGCCUAGAAUUUUGCGGUUCCAAUGUUGUUGAUCAUUUCUUCUGCGAUCUUGCACCAGUUCUUGAACUCUCUUGCUCAGAUACAUCCGCUGUAGAAUUUGAAGUGUUUGCGCAAACUAUCCCUGUGUUUGUUUUCACAUUUAUUUACAUUGUUAUAACAUAUAUUAAGAUAUUGACUGCAAUCUUCAAGAUACCAUCCACCACUGGAAGACAGAAAGCUUUCUCCACUUGCAGUUCACAUCUCAUUGUUGUUUGCACGUAUUAUGGGACCAUGAUUUCUUUGUAUGUUACUCCUAGUAACAGACAGUCAGUGAAAUUAAAUAAGACUCUUUCUUUGCUGUAUAGUGUGGUAACUCCAUUACUUAACCCAAUUGUAUACAGUUUACGGAAUCAAGAAAUACGCAAAGCUUUGUCGUCACUUAUGUCAAAUAACUUAUAA